AUGACCCUUAGCUCGGAGAUGUCCGAGGCGUCGACUCUGGCUGAGGAGACCGACAUUGAUGUGGUGGGUGAGGAGGACGACGAGGAGGAGGACGAGGAGCCACAGACCCGCCGCCGCCGCCGCUCCUACGCCGAGGACGAGGAGGAGGACGAGGACGACGACGAGGAGGAGGACGAGGAGGAUGUGGGCGACCUCCACGCCGCCGCCCUGCUGCCGCGGUCGCCUGUGCGCGGUGGAGGCGUAGGUGGCGGCGGCGGCGGGGCGGGCGGCGGGGACGCUGCCGGUGGCUCUCGGCCCCCCUCGCGGGGUGGCCCGCAGAAGGCGACGGCGGGCGGCGGUGGGGCGGGCGGCGGCGGCGGGGCGGGCAGCGGCGGCGGCAAGAACAGCUUGGUGAAGCCGCCCUACUCAUACAUCGCUCUCAUCACCAUGGCCAUCCUGCAGAGCCCCAAGAAGAGGCUGACGCUGAGUGAGAUCUGCGAGUUCAUCAGCGGGCGCUUCCCCUACUACCGGGAGAAGUUCCCUGCGUGGCAGAACAGUAUCCGCCACAACCUCUCCCUCAACGACUGCUUCGUCAAGAUCCCCCGGGAGCCCGGCAAUCCUGGCAAGGGCAACUACUGGACGCUGGACCCCGAGUCCGCCGACAUGUUCGACAACGGGAGCUUCCUGCGCCGCCGAAAGCGCUUCAAGCGGCAGCAGCUCCCGGCGCCUGAGCUUCUUCUGCGCGCCGUGGACCCAGCCGCCUUCCUCCCGCAGCCUCCGCCGCAGCCCCCGCAGCAGCCACCCUGCGCCUACGGACCCUACGGCUGCGGCUACGGUCUCCAGAUCCAGCCUUACCACCCCCACUCCGCCCUCUUCGCCUUCCACCAUCCCUCUCCGCCGCCCCGCCAGCCCCCUGCCGCCCCCGGCAGCGCCCCCGGUGCGGCGCUGCCCCCCGCCGCAGCCGGGCCGCCGGGCCCCUUGCUGCCGGCGGCGGAGCUGGCACGGACGCCCUUCGGCUACGCGCACCCGCUGGGCCCGGCGCUGGCCGCCUCGCUGCACUCCGCCAAGCCCGGCAGCGGCGCGGCACUGGCCCGCUCGCCCUUCUCCAUCGAGAGCAUCAUCGGGGGAAGCCCCGGCCCCGGCGCGGGCAGCAGCUGCGCCUCGCAGUCGACCGCGGCGCCGGGGCUGGCCCGCUCGCUGGGGAGCGCCGGGAGCGGCCUGCCCCCCGCCGCCGCCCUGCCCGCCACUCCCGGCUUCGCGGCACGGAUCUCUAACUGUUAA
Messenger RNA from Cinclus cinclus, 1260 nucleotides. RefSeq names its product forkhead box D1 (gene FOXD1). The record is from RefSeq and is a predicted model, not a curated record. Gene Ontology annotation, molecular function: DNA-binding transcription factor activity, RNA polymerase II-specific; RNA polymerase II cis-regulatory region sequence-specific DNA binding. The coding region runs from base 1 to 1260 and encodes 419 amino acids. NCBI's taxonomy places the organism in Eukaryota, Metazoa, Chordata, Aves, Passeriformes, Cinclidae. Gene Ontology annotation, biological process: anatomical structure morphogenesis; cell differentiation; regulation of transcription by RNA polymerase II. The transcript has a single exon.